AUGUCCGAGCCAGACGUUGAGAAACUAGAGCACCGGCCGCCUGCACCGCACCGGCCUGAUGACCCGUCGUAUUUCUCAUCAGACUCAACAACACCACCAAGCACAGAGCAUGGCGUAUCAGAUAAAGGGCGGAAAGCAGCCGCCGGCGUCCCCGGCGCUGAGAAGACCACCGACGACGGCAGGAUCAUCCACUCGUGGAACGGCCCAGACGACCCAGAGAACCCCUUCAACUGGGCGACGUGGUACAAAUGGGUUCUAACCGUGACGGUCUGCUUCGUCUCCAUCCUUACCGGCCUCCCGGCGGGGAGCUAUGGCGUCGGCGCCUCGUACUACAGCUCGCAGUUCAACAUCCUGACGGCACCCUUCGACAACUCGAUCUGGGCGACGGUCAGCUGGAAUAUUGGAGCCGCUGUGUGGCCGUUGAUAUUCGUACCAUUGACUGAGGCUAAAGGGCGCAUGCCUGGAUAUUUCGGUGCCUAUAUCAUAUUCGUCGCAUUCCUCUUCGGGUCGGCAUUUGCUCAAAACUACGCAACACUGAUUGUGACCCGUUUCUUCGGCGGAGGCGCAUCAUCAGUGAGCAUCAACAUUGUGGGCGGCUCGAUCGCCGACGUCUGGAAGGGCGACCGGGCCCGCUCGCUGCCCAUGUCCCUGUUCGGCUUCACCUCCGUCGCGGGCAUCGCGCUGGGGCCCUUUAUCGGCAGCGCCAUCAUCCAGACCGACAAAGUGGACCCAUGGAGAUGGAUUUUCUACGUCCAGAUCAUCUACAACGCGGGCCUCAUCCCGAUCUUCUGGCUCAUCCUCCGCGAGACCCGGAGCGACGUCAUCCUCGCCCGCCGCGCGAGGAAGCUCAGGAAGGAGACGGGCAGGCCGAUAUACGCUGAGAGCGAGCUGAACCGGGACUCGAUCGUUACGCAGCUGGAGCUUUCGUUCGCGAGACCGGCUCGGAUGCUAACCAAGGAGCCUGUUGUGAUAUUCUUUACACUAUGGGUCUCAUUCGCCUGGGGCAUCCUCUUCCUGUUCUUCUCAUCCGUCGUCCAAACCUUCGAGUCGGCAUACAACUUCGAUACACUCCAGACGGGCCUCGUCCAGCUCGCCAUCAGCGCGGGAGCCCUCAUCGCCACCUUCAUCAACCCCCUGCAGGACAUGAUGUACCUCAAGUCCGCGGGCCGCAACAAGGACAGGCCGGGGAAGCCCAUCCCUGAGGCCCGGCUCUACUUCUCCAUCCCGGGCUCAGUACUGUUCGGGGCCGGCCUCUUCUGGUACGGCUGGAGCUGCCGCGGUAGCGUGUACUGGCUGGUCCCGACCUGCGGCAUUGCCUGCGUCGGCAUCGGCAUCUACUCUAUAUAUCUCGGUGUUGUCAACUACCUGACCGACGCCUACGAGAAGUACGCCGCGAGCGCGCUCUCGGCCGCGAGCCUCGGCAGGAACAUGUUCGGCGCGUUCCUGCCCCUCGCGUCCCAGCCCCUAUUCAACACCCUCGGGUUCGGCUGGGCGGGGUCGCUGCUGGGCUUCGUGGGCCUCGCCAUGACCGCCAUCCCCGUGGUACUCCUGUUCAAGGGCAAGCAGAUCAGGGCCAACAGCCCGUUCAUGAGCGAGGCGACUUAUGAUGAGGAGGAAGUGGAGGUCAGGAGGUCUAGUUAUACGCGCGCGCACUCCACCCGAUAA
Messenger RNA from Diaporthe citri, 1665 nucleotides. RefSeq lists its product as uncharacterized. The record is from RefSeq and is a predicted model, not a curated record. Gene Ontology annotation, biological process: transmembrane transport. Lineage: Eukaryota; Fungi; Ascomycota; Sordariomycetes; Diaporthales; Diaporthaceae. Gene Ontology annotation, molecular function: transmembrane transporter activity. The transcript is spliced from 5 exons. The coding region runs from base 1 to 1665 and encodes 554 amino acids.